This is a messenger RNA of Trichoderma citrinoviride, 2190 nucleotides long. RefSeq lists its product as hypothetical. Bases 1 to 2190 code for a protein of 729 amino acids. NCBI's taxonomy places the organism in Eukaryota, Fungi, Ascomycota, Sordariomycetes, Hypocreales, Hypocreaceae. The transcript is spliced from 3 exons. Gene Ontology annotation, molecular function: protein binding. The record is from RefSeq and is a predicted model, not a curated record.
AUGAAAGACUCCUCCGUCACCAAUCGCCCGUCCUUGCUGGACCUGCGAUCCCAAUCCUCCCAUUCUGCGGCAUCUUCUUCCCGAGCUCUUCGAUCACCGCGGCUCCAUGUUGCCGGGGAGGCGCCUCCCGAGCUGUCUCCGUUGGAUGCCUUUGCCUUGCAGAGUCGGCUGUUGGCGCGACAGCUCCAGGAGACGACCACCAAAGAUGGAAACCGUGUCAGCCGUCUACCGCCUCUCACGGCCGAGAGCCCUCUAAUUAUCCAAGGCCGGUCCGAGUACUUUCGAUCCAUGUCGCAGGACUCCGGAUCUGACCGCGGCGAAUCCCCUGCUCCUCCGCUCUCUGCGGGCUUGGGUGGCUUGGGACUGCAAGACGCUUUUUCGAGCGAAGAGAGGCCUAGAUCAAUGCACCCACGCAUGGGUCGAAUUCCACCCACCCCCGACGAUGGCGUACCUCCUCUUCCGGAAGACAUGCCGGAUGUGCCAGACAUUCCCGAGUUUGCUCGGGGCCGACAGCUGGGGCAGCAAAACGGCACAAUAGACUUCUUUGGAGCACGUCAGGACCGCUCCCCAUCACCACUACUCAGCGAUGGCCUCUCUCAGCUGGACCGCCAGUCAACAAAAUCACCUGCUCCCCCGCUAACUUCCUUUCCUGUCCCCCCUAACUCCUCCUCUCCUCCUCGCAUCAGGCCUAAGCAGAGCUCCUCCUUUGACGACGUUGGAUUGGCGCCACCCAGAAGCCUCUUUCCUGGACGGUCGCCAAGCGCCUUGUCCUCUCCAGCACUCCAAGAGGAGGAUACCUUUGGCAAUAUGUCUAGCUCUGUUCAGUCUCUCCCUUCCCGAAAACUCUCGUCUGGAAGCGCAGCCCUGCCGCCACACAUGGCAUCCUCUACCCUGCCCCCUUUUCAACGAUCACCAUCCGUCGCGUCUGAAUCGUCCGCUCCUCUUCCCCGACCUGCAUUCAACUUUUCUCGGCCCAUGAGUAGAGCUGGUACGCCGAACUUGGACCACCCUAUUCGACAAGCCUCCUCGGAUAGUCAGCCAUCCUUUAUCCUGGCCGAUGAGUCGGCUCAAACCCCCAUAAGCAUGCACAGCGAGGCCUUCAUGGAGCAACCAGCAGAUGGGGCAACUCAUACCUACUCCAAAUUUGUUCUGCCUCGAGGAAAGUCAAUCCAGCGCUCCGAAUCCUCAGACAACCAACCUCAAGCAGGGGCACCGCCCUCACCUCCCACGCGACCUUCCAGCUCCUCUGCUCGCGGUGUCCCUGAUGAUGCCGCCAGCAUUUCCAGUGCCAUGUCAAGACAGCGAAGUGAUGCGGGCAAGCUCAGCUCAGAGAUGGGACAUCCCCCACCAAACCGUGGCAGACCUUCUAACGAAACUGGGCGACCGUCUGAGGAGUCGUCCAGAGGGAGAUCGCAGACCUUGCACGCUGCAGCAGAGACGCCUCGAGGCAGAACACCAGCUUCAGUCGGCGCAAGCGACUCGGCCCAGACGAUACGCCCCAGCAUGUCUGUACGAUCCGCGGCCAGCACUGCGCCGCCCACAGCUGCUGAAAUGACAGCCGAGCAGCAUCUUGCCAAGGGAAUCGAAUGCCACGAGAACGGCUCCCUGAACGAGUCUACUUACCACCUCCGGCACGCCGCCCAGAUGAACCACCCGACAGCCAUGCUUUUGUAUGCUCUUGCCUGUCGCCAUGGCUGGGGCAUGAAGCCGAACCAGAAAGAGGGAGUACAGUGGCUACGGAAAGCUGCCGACAUGGCCAGUGGCGAGGUGGCCGAAGAUGAAGGGAUGGUCAAGGAAGGAAAGCACAUCAAUAUUGCUGAAAACAAGACCCACAAGGCCCAGUUUGCCCUCAGCAUCUAUGAGCUGGGCGUGAGCCACAUGAACGGUUGGGGCAUUGAGCAAGACAAGGCUCUUGCACUGCGCUGCUUUGAAAUCGCUGGCACGUGGGGCGAUGUUGAUGCUUUGGCGGAAGCUGGUUUCUGCUACGCGCAGGGAAUCGGCUGCAAGAAGAACCUGAAGAAGAGUGCCAAGUUUUACCGAAUGGCAGAGGCCAAGGGCAUGAGCAUGGUGGGCAACAGCUGGAUUCACAAGUCGAAAUACAUGGAUGAUGAGGAUGCUCCCGAGAUUCCGCCAAAGAAGUCUCGAGCCCGCAGCAAGUCUCGCUCACGCGCAAUGUUCGGUAAAAAGUGA